Molecule: messenger RNA, 967 nt
Organism: Bactrocera latifrons
Lineage: Eukaryota; Metazoa; Arthropoda; Insecta; Diptera; Tephritidae
Gene: viaf
Product: viral IAP-associated factor homolog
Exons: 2
Coding region: 162-881 (239 amino acids)
Biological process (GO): protein folding
Cellular component (GO): cytoplasm
Source: RefSeq, a predicted model, not a curated record
UUUAUCAGUUUUCCUUUGGUUACUUUAAUAAUUGCWUAUAUUAUUUACAUGUCGUAUAAUUUUUGCUAUCUAGCGAAUUGAAUAUAUGAAUCAUUAGCCUCUAUAUUAUUAAUUUCAAAUUGUUAGUUUAAAUAAUUAUUUUUAAAGUUAAUCACUUAAACAUGCAGGACCCCAAUGAGGAUACCGAAUGGAAUGAUGUGCUCCGCGCAAAAGGCAUCCUUGCACCAAAGCAGAAAGAAGCUGAAAUCACAGAGGAGCAAAUCCAARAGAUGAUGGAUGAUGCCAUAAAUAGACGAACCGAUUUAAGGAGUGGGGAAAAUGGUUCAAAGAAAAUUGAAGAAAUGUUUUUGGAUGAAUUAGAUGAACUGGAAGAUUCUGAAGACGAAGAGGUAUUAGAACAAUACCGGCAGCGACGGAUGGCAGAAAUGAGGGCAUUUGCCGAGAAAGCAAAAUUUGGAACAGUGCGGGAAAUAUCUGGACAAGAUUAUGUGAGCGAGGUGACAAAAGCGGGUGAUGGCAUUUGGGUAGUGAUCCAUCUUUAUGCAAAUGGUGUACCCCUUUGCUCACUUAUUCAUCACCACAUGCAACAGUUGGCUGCAAAAUUUCCGCAAACGAAAUUCUUACGUUCCAUUGCAACUACUUGCAUACCUAAUUUUCCUGAAAAAAACUUACCGACAGUUUUUAUUUAUAACGAAGGCCAAUUAAAGAAACAAUAUAUUGGACCAUUGGAGUUGAGAGGCGAGAAACUAACGCUCGAUGAAUUAGAGUUUCUACUGGGAAAAGCCGGUGCAAUUUCUACAGAAAUAAAAGAAGAUCCGAGGCCGCAAAUUCGUGAUAAAAUGUUGUCCGAUUUGGAAAGUCAAAAUAUUGAUUUUUAUUAAUUUAAUUUGUUUUUAAAUUUUUAAAUUUAGACAAGAAAUUGCUGUAAUUAUUAGAAGAAGUGCUAAAAAAUAUUUAUUUCCUCAAA